This is a messenger RNA of Botrytis cinerea B05.10, 1496 nucleotides long. RefSeq lists its product as hypothetical. NCBI's taxonomy places the organism in Eukaryota, Fungi, Ascomycota, Leotiomycetes, Helotiales, Sclerotiniaceae. The transcript has 3 exons. The record is from RefSeq and is a predicted model, not a curated record. Bases 1037 to 1477 code for a protein of 146 amino acids.
GGUUUACAACUUGAGUGUAUGAGUUCAAUUAACCUUAGUAGUUGGGCUGCUUUGUUAGAUGUGUCUAUUCAGAGUGUGGUGGCCUAGCUAGUCACACAACAUGGUUCAUUUAGCUAUGCUCACAUAGCUUAUCGAUAGAGUAUGCAGCAAAUUUAUGCUAUUCUACAUCUUACCUUUCGCAACCUUGGUAGGAGACAAAACUCCAAGAACUGCCCUAAUUCUCGUUUCAAAUUCAUUGAUCGGUGUCUGCCAACAGUAGUAUCGUUUUUUAUAUAACACAAUCAGAUACUCUGGAUCUUGCGCAAUCAGUAUUGUUCAAUUGUUGAUGACCGUUCUUUGAUCUCCGACAAGGCUCAAAAGGCGGUCCACCAACAUGAACCCAGUCAGCGUUCUCGGGCUCACAGCCAGCAUCAUUGCUUGCAUUCAAUUAGCCCAAGCUUUGUCUAAGGAAGUUGGACUGUCUGAACACAAUCGAACUGAUCUAGAACGUAUGCUAAGGACAUUGCGGAGGUUCCUUGCCUCAUAUCAAGGUUUGAAGAAUAUAGCUGCGAUUGAUGAAAGUGGAGGGCGAUUCUGCCUCGUUAAACAAGCCGAACAGCCCUGGAAAGAAAGUCAGGAAAUCAUCAACGAAGUUCAACAAAGAUUAGAGGAGAAGAACUUGUUUAAUCAAUGGAUUAGAGGGGGAGUUCCUGGGACAGGAAAAUCAACAAAUGUUUGUCAAAAUUUGACGAUAUCAAGGAGCAGUUUGAUAUUGCAAUUCAGUCUGAUCAACUGUACGAGGUCUAGAAUACUCGCGGAGAGUUGAAGCUGUGCUAAGUCUUGCUACAGACAAAUCAUUGCUGCGAUCGAAAAGUACGCCUAGCAGGCUCUAUGCGACAUUCGAGAUAUCAAGGAAAAUGCGCAGAGAAUUGAAGACCACAUAAGAGACCUUAAAGACGACGCUCUCGAAAUUAGACAUGGUAUCAGCCUUUACAAUCAGAGCAUCAAUAAUAAUCAUACAAACAUCGACCAGCAUACUCGAGACGUUAACGAUAGUAUGCAAGAUAUAAAAUGCACAAUCGCUCAGCAAAGUUUGGAUUUUGAAACUAAAGAAAAGAUAAAAGCCCGAGAAUCCAAGAAAAAGGAGGUUCUCCAGUGGUUGUUGACCGCAGACCCGAAAACAAAUCAUGACUUGGCGCGAAGACGCUUUGAACCUGGCACCGGGUCAUGGUUUCUUCAAAGCAAUAAACACCGCAAUUGGAAGACGAGCGAUAAUUCCUUCCUUUGGGUUCAGGGUCUAUCAGGCUGCGGUAAAACAAUUCUGUGCUCAACAGUUAUCUUGGAUGUGAUCGAUUAUUGGGCAAUAGUCCUGACUGCUUCAUCGCAUAUUACUACUUCUCUUUCAAUGAAACCGAAAAACAAAAUGCCAAUAAUUUACCGCGCUCAAUUUUCAUACAACUCCUCGUCAAAUGUGACGCCUCGCUCAAUGAUGCUUUAGCCAUCUUUAAAGAUAUUCA